AUGUCUGAACCGAGACAGAAGAAACGUCAACGGCAGACUUUGGUCUGUGAGUUUUGUCGGAAGAGGAAAGUGAAAUGUGAUAAAGGUAAUCCUUGCUCCACUUGUAAGAAGUACGGGAAUGUGAAUUGCCAUUACUCCGAUAACAUGUUCCAGAUGAUCAGCGGAAACACUUUUGUAGAGCAGAACCAUAUGGGAGACACCAAUUAUAUGGUGAAAACAAGCCCCAAUGGGAAUGGCGUGGGAGCACUCAGAAAGUCGAGUGACAGCAGUGUGAAAUCAGACCUUGAGCUUGAGCUUGAGCUGUUGAAACAGAAAAUUAAAAGCAUUGAACAGUCUGUGACUUCCAUUGCCACUUCGGACUUGUCGCCUAAUUCGAUCCAAAGCAAUAGUUCCAGCACUCAGUAUGGUCUUCCAUCUCUAGACACGCCCACCUUGGCUGAUCCAUUGACAAUAAGUAGUCAUUGGAAGGACAAGUCAAUGCUUGGCCGUAACCCGGUCGCAUCAAACUACGACACUAUCAACUUUUACACCGGUUAUACAUCAGUUCAAGACAAAGAACCUCUUCGUAGAGCCAAUUUUGGACCCAUGUCUUGGAUAGCAUUGCUAAGAAAGGACCGGGCCCUGAACAUGCUUUGGAGUUAUGUUGAGGGCAGACGAAAGCUCAUUGAGGAUAAAUUGAAAGUGUUCCAGACUACAAAUGCCUCAACUAAGACAGAACAUCAUUUUAAAGAUUUACUCACUGAAUCGUUUGGAUAUAAUGAUGUAAAAUUAUUCAAGGCCAAGACCGGUGAUAGAAAUAUGAAAUUUGAAAAUGGUAACGAUUAUGGGCUUGAUGUGGUUAACAGUCCAGUUUCAAGGCAGUUGUCGAACACCACUACUAAAUCUGAAUUGAAUAGUAAACCACGUCUCUUUCUGAACAAUUACAAUGUUAAUGAUUCAGCAGCUAAAUCUAAAAUCAAUGAACGAGCUCGUUCACUUGGAAUUUCCUUCUAUGCUGGUGACAUUGAUGAUGAAUUGGCCUUGGCUGAUAAAAUUGAAUUGAUUUUACCUAAUGAGAGUGUUAUUUGGCUUCUUGUUGGUAGAUUUUUUACUCACAUUUAUCCUUUCUACCCAGUUAUCGAUGAAGUUAGCUUUAGAGCAAAUGUUAGUGCAAUAAUUGGACUAGAAGGUUAUGAUAAUAAGAAAAAGGUCCUGAUUAACGUUGAAAAAAAAUUGGACUUUGCAAAUUUGGGUUUAUUGUUGCUCAUGCUUAGAUUCAGUUAUCUUUCAUUACUAUCCACGAUUGAAUCUGUUAAUGAAAGAAACUUGAACACUGCGGACCAAUCUCCAGAAGCCCAAAGAUUGAAAUUCUUGUUAAACAAUCCGAUAAAUUUGGAAAUAGUUGAUUGUGCACAGGAAUGCCUAAACCAGUUUAAUUUACUUCGUAGGGUCAAUAUGACAAUUAUGCAAUUGGCUCUUUUUACAAGAUUGUACCAUAUGUAUGCUCCUGAAGAUGGUGACAGCGCUGAUGGAGGAGAUUCACAAGUAUUCACUGCAACAUUAGUGCAGAUGGCUCUACUGUUGGGUUUAAAUAGGGAACCUGAUUUGUUUCCUGAUGCUUGUAAUGAUGAGAAGGUUAAUAACAUAGGUAGAAAAAUUUGGUACUUGUUGUUAAUCUUCGAUUUCAAUAAUGCUAUGGCACUUGGUACUCCUCUAAACAUUAGUAGGUCGAUGUUUGAUACAAAAUUUCCCUUUUACAAGCACGGGAAUUCAAACAUCCUUGACACAGAGCUUGAGAUGAAAAUUUUGUCUUCAUCUUUCCCAAGAAUGGAUAGAGUUUAUGGUCCUAUGUUCGAUAUAAUUACCACGGUUUUAGACGUAAGAGGGAACAUAAAUAUGGCGCUGCUAGCCGAGAAAUUGAAUUUCGUGGAAACUUAUUUUAACCAAGAGUAUGGUAAUUUGAGAUCCAUAUUUGAUGAUGCAUCUGUUGAUGGGGAGGAAGAAAGUGAUCUGGAGGAUUUAUUCGUCAAGACUUUGAAAAUGAAGAUAUAUUUCGCCUCUAAUUUCUUUUUGGUGACAAUAUAUUUCCACUUCUUCUGCUACUAUGAAAACAAAAAAAAUUCAGAAUAUGCAUAUUACUAUUUAAAGAAAAUAUUUUCUAUUAUUAUUGGAGAGUUGGUGCCAUAUUAUUUGGAACUAUUGGGAAAUAAUCCUAAAAUAUUCAGAAACCUGACUGAUAUGAUUGUUAUACCAAGCUUUGAAAUCAUUUUGCAUAAAUCACUUAUUAUAUGUAGUGCAAUCUUAAUUAGAAUUCGCCUUAUGCUAUACACGCUUAAGGUCAAUCCUAACCAUGAUAUGUCGCUAUUGAAAGACCAGAGAUAUUCUGAUAUGUUCUCAAAGUUAACUAAGAUGGAUCAAUUGCUACAAAAAAGUUGCAAGAUAUUCUUAGAAACUGUUGGAAGAUUAAGUAAAAGGUACUAUUAUGCAUGGAGAAUUGUAAAGGCUGGUGGUUUUAUUCAUGAUUUGGUAAAAGGUAAGGAAUUUUAUGAACAUUUGUUGGAAAAUACAACAAUGGAGAAUACCGGUGAUGGUGGAGAAGAUGUUAAGGAUAAAAAAAGUCUUUUGGAUAUGAAAUUUUCAAUUGAAAUGCUUGAUGACUUGAUUGUAUUAUUUGAAGAAUCAUUAGCAAGAGUGCCAAGACAUAAGAAGAUGCAAACACAACAAAAUCAGCAGACUUAUCAACAGCAACAACGACAGUAUGGUCAGCAGAAUCAACCUCUGGACAAUUCCUACAAUCCUCAGCAAUCUCAAAAUCCUGAUGGCUCUUUGAUUACACAUGGAUCGACACAGCGUUCGAACGGUAGUAUGUCAAAUUCAAACAAUGAUAGUAGUGGUAGUCUCAAUGGAGAAGCCCAUUCUGUCGGUUCUACCGGCUCUUCAUCUUAUUCAGAGAACUUCUCAGCAGGUAAUGAAUCAGUAGAUAGGCUUUGGCUACAAAUGCUUCAACUUAAGAGGAAAGAUCUCAAUAACAGUAAUUUGGGUAUGACUCCAUCUUUUGAUUUCUUUAACCAGACUCCUGUGGAAAACGCAAGAUACCAGGCGGAAACGCCAGGUGCUUUUGGUUUAAAAGGUGUCAAUGGUGAGUUCUUAAAUGAUGCCGGUACUGGUACCGGCUUUGACUCUGGGUUAAAUGUUAUGGAUCAUAGUUUAAAUGAACUAAUGAAAAGUUCGGAUUUUGAUCUCUUCCAAAGUUUAACUUUUGAAGAUAUAUGGGGGAAGAAUAUGUAG
Molecule: messenger RNA, 3267 nt
Organism: Dujonia railenensis
Lineage: Eukaryota; Fungi; Ascomycota; Pichiomycetes; Serinales; Debaryomycetaceae
Source: the annotation of a GenBank genome assembly